Molecule: messenger RNA, 2528 nt
Organism: Amorphotheca resinae ATCC 22711
Lineage: Eukaryota; Fungi; Ascomycota; Leotiomycetes; Helotiales; Amorphothecaceae
Exons: 3
Coding region: 193-2358 (721 amino acids)
Cellular component (GO): endoplasmic reticulum
Molecular function (GO): protein disulfide isomerase activity
Source: RefSeq, a predicted model, not a curated record
GUCUUCAUCCACGCGUUAUAACCUCAACAUUCGAGGCAACUGACGCCUAGGUCUUUCAAUUUUUGAAGAAGGACCAGAAAUCAAUCCUUCACGUCUCCCGGCCGCCAUCUACCCCCAGACGGCGGUCCCCGCCGCUCGGCGCGCCAAUCCUCCACGCCCCCAAUCUCAGUCGAGCAAUAGACCAUCGCCAUCAUGCGUCUUCUUCCGGUCUCUUUUCUCUGCGCUCUGCUUGCCUCUGUUGUAGCAGAAGGCCCUUCUGGCCAAAAAGUAGAAGCGCCAGGGGUUCCAGGAGAGAUAGCGCAUCCUCAGGAGGAGAGUUCUUCUGAGACGCCGCAACCAACAAUAUUCAAUGGAGUCGAAGUGCCUCCUCUGCCGGAUUUGGACGGCGAGAAGAUUGAUACCACACUCAAAGAGGGCUGGUGGUUUGUGAAGCACCACUCCCCAUACUGUCCACACUGUCUUCACAUCCUACCGAUAUGGCAGACCCUCUACGAAUUCUACUACACAUCGAAACCUGUCCCUGCAGGCCACACUCCAGAUACUGCAUUGACGUCGAUGAAUACAUUUACCGCUUACUAUAAUUUCCAUUUCGGCUCCCUAGACUGCGUCGCUUUCGGCUCUGCUUGCACAGCGCAUGGUGUGUCUUCGUGGCCAACCUUCAUAUUGUAUCAUGAUGGCGUAGAACAAAAGAGAUUUGAAGGGACCAAAGACAUGAAAGGCUUGAGCGAAUUCAUUGAGGAAGCGCUUGAAACGAUCAAGCCAGGCUCUAGACCGAUUGGUGGUCCAGCUUUGCCAAAAGCAGGAGAUAAGUCUUCUCCCGAUUUUGCAGCUCCCAAGGAAGCCACAUCUCCGAAAAAGGUGGAGGAUGCGCCCUUGAAGACACCAGCUGUCAAGGAUGCCAAGGAGGGAAAGACCUUGUCAUCGAGCGGCGUUCUGCAGGCUACACCCAGCAAGAAAGUAUCGAAACCAACAUCAACGCCAAACCCGAUUGGUACUUCGAUUUCUUUGACCGCAGAAACAUUCCAAAACCUAGUCACCAUGACACAAGAGCCUUGGUUUAUUAAGUUCUACGCGCCGUGGUGUGGACACUGUCAAGCUAUGGCUCCAAACUGGGUUCAACUUGGAAAGGAAAUGAAAGGCAGACUUAAUAUUGGAGAGGUCAACUGCGAUGUUGAGGCAAGGUUGUGCAAGGAUGUUCAACUCCGAGGCUUCCCUACGAUCCUGUUCUUCCGUGGAGGCGAACGUGUCGAAUACGACGGAUUGAGAGGAUUGGGUGACUUCGUGACUUAUGCCAACAAGGCCAUUGAUGUUGGUGAAGGUAUCAAGGAUGUGGAUGCUGCCGAGUUCAAGGAGCUGGAAGAGAAAGAGGAGGUUAUCUUCGUCUAUUUCUAUGACCAUGCUACGACGAGCGAGGACUUCCAGGCUCUGGACAGGUUGAGGUUGAGCUUGAUUGGACACGCAAAAUUGGUUAAGACCAACAGUGCUGUUCUUGCUGAACGCUUCAAGAUCACCACAUGGCCUCGACUUUUGGUCUCUCGGGAUGGCCGUCCAACGUAUUACACCGCUCUUGCUCCACAAGACAUGCGCGAUUUCCGCAAGGUUCUACACUGGAUGCAAUCCGUCUGGUUACCAAUAGUACCCGAGCUUACUGCCUCCAAUGCCCGCGAGAUCAUGGACGGGAAAUUGGUAGUCCUCGGUAUCCUCAGCCGCGAGCGACCAGAUGAAUUUGAGAUUGCCAAAAAGGAGCUUAAGAAUGCGGCUAUAGAAUGGAUGGAUAAGGAAACGAUCAAUUUCCAACGCGAACGACAAGAACUACGGGACGCAAAGCAAUUGCGGAUCGAAGAAGCAGAAGACCGGAAUGAUCAGCGAGCUCUACGUGCGGCGAAGAGUAUCCGCAUUAGCAUGGAUAAGAGUGACCACAAAGAGGUUGGCUUUGCGUGGGUGGAUGGUGUGUUCUGGGAGAGAUGGAUUAGACAAACAUACGGUAUUGAGGUUGCAAAAGAUGGCGAGAAAGUCAUUAUCAACGACGAAGAUUCACGCCGCUACUGGGACCAAACAAUCAACGGAAACAGCAUUAUGGCAUCCCGUACCUCAAUCCUCGAAACCCUCCCGAAAGUCGUCUGCUCGCCCCCGAAAAUCAAGCCCAAAUCCACAACCGGCCGUCUAGAGAAAAUCAUCUUCGAUAUCAGACGUGCUAUUGGAGGUCACAAGCUACUGAGCAUUGCGAUAUUUACGGUAUCCGUGUUGAGUGUAUUGAUUGCUUUGAGGCGCAGGAUGAGGAAGAGUCGAGGUGGCUUCUUGAGGUUAGAUGAAAAGGAUGGGUUACUUGGUGGGACUGGGAAUGGAAAGGUCGAUUAAUUUGUGAUAUAAGAUGGGGGUGGUGUAGAGGAUGGGGUUUUCCUUGUUUACCUAUGUAUCAUAGUACAUGCGUCCAAUAGCGUGUCUUUUUGGGUUUCUGGGUUGGUUGAAUGAUAUGCUAUAUAUUCUGCUUCGGGAAUCUAUACCAUGACGCUUUUAUUUUGUAUGCC